Molecule: messenger RNA, 505 nt
Organism: Trichosurus vulpecula (common brushtail)
Lineage: Eukaryota; Metazoa; Chordata; Mammalia; Diprotodontia; Phalangeridae
Gene: RNASE8
Product: ribonuclease A family member 8
Exons: 2
Coding region: 44-505 (153 amino acids)
Molecular function (GO): nucleic acid binding
Source: RefSeq, a predicted model, not a curated record
UUCAACUUGUAGCAAGAAGCUAUUCUCAGUAAGACUGGGAGAGAUGGCACCAACUCUGGCAGGCUCAUGCCCCCUCUUGCUUCUCUUUCUGGGGCUGUGGGAGGUCCCAGACAGUGCAAAGCCUCAGAACCUGACCUCUGCCCAGUGGUUUCAAGUUCAGCAUGUCCAGCCCAGCCCUCUCCAGUGCAACAAGGCCAUGGGCAGGAUUAACUCUUACACCCAGCGCUGCAAACCCCUUAACACCUUCCUCCACGACUCUUUCCAAAAUGUGGCCGUCGUCUGUGGAUCUCCCAGCAUAACCUGCAAGAAUGGCCAGAAGAAUUGUCAUCAGAGUCCUAAUGCAGUUUCCCUUACCCAAUGUGACCUCACCUCUGGGAAAUACCCCAAAUGCCGCUACAGGGAUACCUCCCUUGUUAAAGCCUUCAUUGUGGCCUGUGAUCCCCCAGAAGCUGGCGAUCCCCCUGGAUUUCAGCUGGUUCCUGUGCACCUGGAUGGCACCAUUUAG